Anthostomella pinea is the source of this 1197-nucleotide messenger RNA. Lineage: Eukaryota; Fungi; Ascomycota; Sordariomycetes; Xylariales; Xylariaceae. The record is from the annotation of a GenBank genome assembly.
AUGCCUCCGAACCGGACCCAGCAAUUCCUCACCGUCGCUCGACUGAGGUGGGCUGAUUCAGACCGGCGCCAGAUAUCGAGCCAUGACGCGAACGACUCGCCCGCAGCGAACAUGCCGAAAGCGGCCCCAUCAGCCCAGCAGCUAGAGACGCACGAUUCCGUCUCAUCGGCAUAUCCAACAGCGCUCCCUAGCAACGCAUCGAACGGCUCGUACGUGUCGACGGACCAGAUCACCACCAAGCCCGCCUUUAGCUCCGACUCACCUACGGUCUGCUAUAUCAUGCGGCACGCCGACUGGAGGUCGCUUAACACGACUACAUGCAAGCUCAUUGUUCCUAUCAGCACCAGUAAUGUGACGAUCCCUCAGCAGGGCUGCGAGUUGGUGCUUGUACGCCGUGACUCCAAGAUCCUCGUCCAAAACUAUGAUGUUGGAGGAGUAAGCUUGAUCUACUGCACAGCGGAGACCUUUACAUGGGCUCGAGGGGCAUCAGGAAAGAGGACUCUUAUCUUAUACGGUGAAACAAGUGAGCUUCACCAGUCUGCGAUCGACCUUGGAAAUUUGAUGGCAAAUUCUACGGCUACGGAUCCGGAUGAUGCCACAGUGAAUACCUGCAAUCUGACUGCGAAUAAGAUAUCGGUCAAGUGGCAACUGUCGCCGGAGAGGAACAUUCUGACGUUCGGUGAUGAGCUGGCGAUCCUCAUGCACUGGCGCAACGGCGCCUACAACUACUGGGUUACAGAAUUGCCAGCGCCCAUGUCAAUUGCGAACUACUCCUCACUUUCUAAGUCCACGGUCAUCGUGAAAGGAGGCCACCUCACCCGCAGCGCAGCCAUCGAAGGCGAAAUCUUAGCUGGACUGGCGACAUCAACAGCACGGCCGACUUCGAACUCAUAUACAUACAAGACAACGGGCCAAGUCAAAACGAUCCUCUUCAACGGCGAAGAACUAGCCACAACCGAUUCUCCCAGGGGCAGGCUCACAGCACAGCUACCAUUCACGCUCCCCAACCUUACACACCCGGACUCCGCAUCUCUUGAGUGGAAGUAUCGACUCGCUCCCCGAAAUCCAGGCCACCUACGACGACUCAGCCCGGACCGCUUGCACCAACUCCACAACCACCAACCCGCAGGCGCUGCUCACGCCGACCUCGCUCUACGCCAGCGACCACGGCUACCACGCUGGCUCACUCAUCUAUAG